Paracoccidioides lutzii Pb01 is the source of this 1209-nucleotide messenger RNA. RefSeq lists its product as hypothetical. The transcript has 2 exons. The coding region runs from base 1 to 1209 and encodes 402 amino acids. The record is from RefSeq and is a predicted model, not a curated record.
AUGGCUACAUCACACCUGGUUUUCGGAGAUGUAGAUCAACCUGGGGGACAAUGGACGGACUGUCCAGAGGGCACAACUGCAGAUGUUCGGUCCCUAAUCUAUGCUGGAAUGCUCUCCCUACCAGGUUACAGCUUCUCUGAGCACCAUGAACAAGUCCAUGGCUGCUCUUUACCUCCCUUUACGAGGCCAUCAAGACAGGCUGUUGCGGAAUAUCUGGCGGCAUAUUCCAUAUCCGUAGGAAUAUCCGGGUCAAUUCGAUGCAAUGAGGAAAUCCAGGGCAUUGUUCGCACAGAGAAUGGUUUCUAUAUUGGAUCACAUAACAUCACCUGCAACAAACUAAUCCUCGCAUCUGGUGUGUUUGCCGAGAGCAUACCUCCGACGCCAUUGUUGCUACCCCUGCUUAGAUUGCCAUCUCCUUCCCCAGUGCUAUCACGUCCUGCACCUCUCCUGGUCGUCGGAUACCAAUCCAUCGCCUCUGAGAAGUUGCCAUCAGCAAGCCUAGCCAGAGUACGUGGCUAUUACAGACUCAUGAAACGAGCAUUUGUACAGUUGAAUCAGAAUGGCUCAUCACGGUCCCCGAAACUUGUAGGUGGAACUUCCAUCCCGUUUCUCGAAGGCAGAAAUUGGGAAGACGAUUAUGAGGGCAUUCCGAACACGAUAAUCACAGAUGUUGUAUUGGAUUAUGAGACAGCACUGGUAGCAUUCCGAUGCCAGGCUGGGAUCACCUUUUCUCGCAAAGUGAGUGGGUUGGCAUAUGUGGUUGGCCGACAGAGCACAUUGAGCUACCUCAGCAACAAUUUGCUAGCUGAAAUAUUCGGAAAGCAGUCACUAAAGGAAUGCGAACGAAUAUCGAGGAAAAGAAUGCGUGCACGGGCCUUGGAGGGUUUAGAGGUGACAAACAACGUAUUUAUCAUUGGCAGUUUAACUGGAGACUCGCUGAUCAGGUUCGCCUAUGGCGGCUGCAUCUAUGCCGCUGGAAGGCUCAUACAAACGGACUUAAAUAUCCAGAUUGAAGAGGAAUGUUCGCAAAAUUCCGGCCCGAAAACAGCAGAUAGCGAACAAAGGAUAAUUCAAAGUGGCAGAGGUGAACGUAACCAUAUAGUACUUAACGCAAAUGAAUCGGAACUGCAAAAACAUGUCGAACGUGAUUUGGCGGCAAUUUGGGUUAAAAGUUGGUGGGAUUCUAUGUUUUCGUUGAUUUUUCAUUGA